This is a messenger RNA of Ruditapes philippinarum (Manila clam), 1863 nucleotides long. RefSeq names its product CD209 antigen-like. NCBI's taxonomy places the organism in Eukaryota, Metazoa, Mollusca, Bivalvia, Venerida, Veneridae. The record is from RefSeq and is a predicted model, not a curated record. The transcript has a single exon. Bases 167 to 1234 code for a protein of 355 amino acids.
GUGUUACAGUUAUAUUUCAUAACUGCUUAUAUCUUCAUAAUAAAACACUGUGCAAAGAUAAUACAAUAAUGGAGAACUUAUAUAAUAUAAACUAAAUAUUGUGUUAAUAUGUUUUAUUUCAUACCUUAAUGGGGAAGUUAAUGGGUCAGCAAGACUUAAGAAAAGAAUGGAAAAUGUUGAAGUUAAGAUAGAUGCUAUCAACAAUGAUAUAGCUUCCUUCAGACUUGACAUGAUAGAUGUAUACGAUAACAUGGAACAGAUGAACAUGUCAAUGUGCUCCAGGAAAUCUCCAACUUCUCAAACUAUGCCUACAGAGGUGACAGUCAAACAGUCCAGUCAAACACAGGAAGUAGAGAAGAGAUUACUUUCAGCAUGGCAGAGAGAAAAGAAAUAUACGCGUAACCAAUAUCAGGAACUUGUGAACAGAAUAGAAAUUCUUGAAAAAGGACAAAAAGACUUAGAAACUCUUUCAAGUGGUCAAUCUGAGAGCAUUGAGAACGUUUUAGGUGAUUUAAAAUUUCUGAAGGAAACCGUUGUCUCCAACACUGUAAACAGAGAUGAGUUUAUAAACAUUAAAAAUCAGACAAUAAAUGUUCAGAAAAAGAUUACAACCAUGGCAGAUGCUCAACAACAUCUUGUACAUAAUGUGAAAGGAUUUGGAGAGAAAAUACAACAAGCUACACAGGACAUUAAAAAUAUGGUUGAGAAAGUAAAUAAAAUUGAUGAAAUAGAAAAAAAAGUACAGACCAUAGAUACAGUGAUGAAUAAGCUGAAGCUAACAUUUAUAGAAAUAGACAAGUUAAGUGAUGAAGUGUCAUGCCUUUAUCCUUGGAACAACUACCGAGAGUCAUGUUACUAUUUCAGUAACUUGAAAUUGUCCUGGAAAAAUGCAAUGACAGACUGUCAGUCUAAAGGAGGUUCUCUUGUAGAAUAUAAGAAUAAAGCUGAAGUUCAGGACAUUGCCAAGAUGGCUCUUUCAAUAUCAUCUGAAAAUGUGUACUGGGUAGGAGCUACAGACAUAGAGAAGGAGGGCAACUGGAAGUGGUCUAAAUCAGGUUCUACUGUUAAUUUCAGAUAUUGGAUGGAUGGUAAUCCAGACAAUUAUUAUAAUGAAGACUGUAUGACAACUCAAGUGGAAGACAAAGGGAUCUGGAAUGAUGCAGCCUGUCAUAGUGAAAAGAAAUACAUAUGUCAAAAAGCAAAAUAUGUCAGUGAAAUGAAAUCACAUGCUUGACAUAUUAUUUUUUACAGAGGAACUAUUAUAAAAUGAAUAUGAAUCAAUAUAAAUUCAAGGCAAUGAGUCAUGCAUUAUUAGGGUAUCAUUUUUUUUUAUCUUAUGUAGAAAUAAUCACAUAGAGUCAUAUUCUUUUAUGUUAACAUUUGUUAUUUUGCAUAGAAAUGAUCACAAUAAGUCAAGUUAUGUGAACAUUUUGUUAUUAACUGUUGAAAUGAUCAUAAUAAGUUUUGUGAAAGGAUAAGAGUUGACAACAGGGUAAUGAGAUACCUGAAUUCUCGGACAGCAAUGACCUUGUAGAACUGAAGAAGGUCACCUAAUAAUAUCUCACUCUCAUCCAUACCCUCAACAUCUGUGUCUCUGAAAUAUAAACUGAUUAUACAGAUAGACACAAAAGACCUUAACAUAUAACAUAUAUAGACAGAUCAUCUAUUCAUUAAAAUCAAUGUACAUUAAGGAAUACAAAAGUUAUAAAACUCUACAUGUAGACAUGUAUAUUUCCUUUCCUUAUCUACAAGCUAUCUAUGAGCAAUUCUGAGAUAAGCUGUGCUGAUUUCAUUUUCAAAUUCAUUUUGCUGAUCUUCGUUAUUACAGAAAAUACAUCUAAUAUAAUAAAACAUGUAAAGCUA